CGUGGCGCGCGCGUCAGAGCCCCCCUCCCCUCCCCCGCGGGCCUCGGUUCUAACGACCCGGUGGGUCGAGAGCCGAAGGGAGGGAGAGAAGGUGGGAGCCCCGGCCUUCCUCACUGGCCUCCCUCCCAGCCCCACACCGUCCAGCCCCAUGGUCCCCGCCGCCGGCGCGCUGCUUUGCGCCCUGCUGCUGAGUCUGGGGCCCCGGGCGGCGGGGGCCGAAGGCUUGACUUCGACCGCGAUGCCGCGGAACAGUCUCCGCUUCGGGGGCCCUAUGACCCGCAGCUACCGGACCACCGCCCGGAGCACCCGGAGCGUUGUUUCCCAGAAGAUGAGGGUAACAAUGGAGGAUGAGGACGACGUCGUGGCCGUGGCCGACAGCCUGGCAGGCCCGGCCGCUGCCGAGCUCUUGGCCUCCACGGUGUCCACAGGUAGCCGGUCGCGUUUGUCGGCGGAGGAGGAUGGGUCUUUGGAAGAGGGGGUUGUGAUUUACGCCAGAAAGAAUAACACCGAGUUGGAGACUCACAAUACGACUUCCAGUACACCUGGGGGGCCUAGCCCAGGGUUUACAGCGAAUGACCAGGAUUCCGAAAUCAGGAUGAGUUCAAGCCAGCGGCCCUCCACCUGGAAGGCUAACGUGGACCAGCUGCUCUCCGACACUACCCUGAACCAGUGGUCAACAGCACGGUCCACCCGGAACCAGUGGCCACCGCCCUCGCCCACAGCCAUGCCAGCUCCCGAGGAUCUGCGGCUGGUGCUGAUGCCCUGGGGCCCGUGGCACUGCCACUGCAAGUCCGGCACCAUGAGCCGGACCCGAGCCGGGAAACUGCGUGGCCUUUCGGGGCGCCUGCGAGUUGGGGCGCUGAGCCAACUCCGCACUGAGCACCGGCCCUGCACCUACCACCAAUGCCCCUGCAACCGCGAGCGGGAGGAGUGCCCCCUCGAUGCAGGUCUCUGUCCUGACACCAGCUGCACCACUCAGACCACCACCAGGGCCACCACCACUACUCCCUUUCCCCCACUAGUCAGCCGACUCAGACCCACCCCCUUCAUCCCCAGUCUCAGGCCCAACCCAGCCCUUGCUUUUUGGAAAAGGGUCCGGACUGGGCUGGAGGAUAUUUGGAACAGUCUGUCUACAGUGUUCACAGAGAUGCAACCAAUAAACAGAAAUCGGAGGUAAUGGCCACUUCAACCACAAGAGGAGGUGUCAGCAUCUCAACCUCUCUUCCCCUUUCAAUCCCAGCACCCACUGGAUAUUUUUAG
This is a messenger RNA of Balaenoptera ricei (Rice's whale), 1260 nucleotides long. RefSeq names its product chromosome 1 C1orf56 homolog (gene C1H1orf56). Gene Ontology annotation, biological process: regulation of cell population proliferation. The record is from RefSeq and is a predicted model, not a curated record. The transcript has 2 exons. NCBI's taxonomy places the organism in Eukaryota, Metazoa, Chordata, Mammalia, Artiodactyla, Balaenopteridae. The coding region runs from base 149 to 1177 and encodes 342 amino acids.